AUGCAAGCAGUCGGUGGGACGAAACGCAAAUCCGACCAGUUGGACAUGCACAGCGAUGGCCGGUAUACCGUUGACAUGAUGAGCCAGAAGAUCCCAACAAAGGGCGGGAGUUCACACCCCCAAGAGAGCCCAUCCAAGAGGCAGAGGGUGGGUAUCACCCUGGUACAGAAGCAAGCACUUCUCGACAACCUUCAACUGGAGAUCACCGAGCGCGCGCGCAAGCUCAGAUCGAACUACAACAUCCAUGCGCAGAGUCUUCGUACGCGGAUAGAAAUUCGCGUCAAUCGCAUUCCCUUGUCUUUGCGCAAGCUCACAAUGGGAGAGCUCUUGGAGAGAUACUCAAAUGAAUCGCAAGAGAAGCCGAGGGCGAUGACAAGCAGUGUUAGGGGUCCGGCAGUGCCUGCCAAGGAUGUGCCAUCUCGCCCACCGACAAGGGGGACGGCUACCGCGGCACAACCUUCCACGCGCCCGGCCAAGAGACAGAGUCAUGAAAUCGCCGGCGGAGACAAGGAGAAUGAGAACCAAACCUCUCAGAAAAAGAUGCGCGCCAAUACAGCAACAGAUAUCGCGCGCAACCCAGCGCAUGUCCUGUCACCCACAACCUCCAACUCACGAGUUGCUCCCCGGACAAUCGGAAGCCCUGCACGAUCAGGAAUAACACGCUCAGCCGUCACCCCAGGCAGAGCAGCGCUAGCAAGCAACAUUCUCAACAGGAUGGUCCACGGAGCGCGGUCAACCACACGCCCCGCCACAGCAACCGGAGCAGCAUCAGCAGCGCGCAAGGCAAUAACCUCGACGGCAACAAGCAGCAGCAGCAGCAGCAGCAGCAGCACCAUCUCCACCACCACCGGAACCAGAACCACAACCGCAGCGGCGACAGCGGCAGGAAGGAAGCGAGGCGCGACCGUCACAGCAGCAGUGAACCACCCCAACCACCUCCCUUCCUCCAUCUCGAGGCCCGCCACGCGAAUGACGCGCAGAGCUAGCGGCAUCAGCGAGUCCAGCGAGAACAGCACCUCGACGGUGAUCCGCCACAAAAGGCCCAUGACGGCGCCGCCCGGCGCGCAGCCGAAACCACCGCCGGCUGCGGGUGCGACAGCGGGUGUGAAGCGGGCGGUCAUGAGUACCAUCAAGAAGGGGGUCGCGGCGGGCACGGCGAGAAAGGCGCCUGCGGCGAAGGCCACAGCAGUUGUGGGUGCGAAUGGGACGGGGACGGGGAGGGUGUUGAGAAAGAGGGCUUGA
Parathielavia appendiculata is the source of this 1242-nucleotide messenger RNA. RefSeq lists its product as uncharacterized. The transcript is spliced from 3 exons. Gene Ontology annotation, biological process: mitotic sister chromatid segregation. The record is from RefSeq and is a predicted model, not a curated record. NCBI's taxonomy places the organism in Eukaryota, Fungi, Ascomycota, Sordariomycetes, Sordariales, Chaetomiaceae. Gene Ontology annotation, cellular component: chromosome, centromeric region; spindle midzone; chromosome passenger complex. Bases 1 to 1242 code for a protein of 413 amino acids.